Capra hircus (goat) is the source of this 1219-nucleotide messenger RNA. Its product is annotated as fibrous sheath CABYR-binding protein-like. The record is from RefSeq and is a predicted model, not a curated record. NCBI's taxonomy places the organism in Eukaryota, Metazoa, Chordata, Mammalia, Artiodactyla, Bovidae. The transcript is spliced from 2 exons. The coding region runs from base 205 to 726 and encodes 173 amino acids.
AUGACUUGAUAGCCCCAAGGCAUCUGCAUCAACAAUCUUGGUCUUAAGAGUUGAUUGGUCUUCCAGACUUGUAGAAGGAGAUAAUCUGAUCUUGGAAAAGUAUGCUCAGCUAGUUACAAGUUUGAGGAGACAAAGACGUGGUCUGAGUCUUAUUCAGCCCUGCUGUCUGAAGUGCUCUUCGCCCAGUAGCACCAGGGACCAGGCAUGGAGGGUCAAACAUUCAGUAAAUGUCUACCUGAGCAGAGGGAGGCCAACGACCCAAAGGAGGAGGAGGAGGUCUCUUCCCCUGAGGAGAGGGAGACCAUGGACUUGAAAGAAGGAAAGGAAGCUUCCCUACCUUGGAAGUGGCAGAAUAUUGAUUUGGAGGAAGAGGAAGAGGAAAUCACUUCACCUGAGGAGGGGGAGACUUGUGAAAGGAAAGAAGAGAAGGAGGAAGUCACUUCACUCGAGGGCAAGAUGUGUGAAAUGAAGGAUGGGGAAGAGGCCGUAUCCUUUCAACUUAUGGAACAAAGAAAGACCUGUGAAUCCCAGGAAGAGGAAGAACCAAUAAGCGUGUUUCCCCCUCCAAACGAAUUCUCCCCUCACUCCGUGUUUCCCCCUCCAACUGCCCCAACCCCUCACUCCGUGUUUCCCCCUCCAACCGCCCCAACCCCUCACUCCGUGUUUCCCCCUCCAAAUGAAUUUCCCCCUCCCAAAGCAUUUCUCCUUCAAUAUUUAUCUCCUUAGAUUUUUGUCUCCUCAAACCUUGACCUUAGGAAGGUAUCUGUUCUGAUAUGCUCUCUCUUCAUGCCUUUAAUUUUUUUGUUAAAAACAAAACUACAUUCAAUUGGAAUUGUAUAUCAGAGCCAUGUAUGUUGGUACAUAUUCUAAUUGAAUAAUAAAACACAAGUCUUUAUUGCAUAGACCCUAGGAUAAGUACCUUUGCUCAAAAACAGGUUUGGGGUGGAUUAUGUUUUGAAGAAUUGAGAAGUGAAAAUAUUUUCCAGGUAAGUAUUUACAUUGCAUCAAAUGUACAUCCAGAACAUUACAAUGCAUAAAAGCUUGAGCUUCUUGCCUAGAACUUUCCUGACUUUCUGGUCUUGUAAAGGAAUGAGAUUAGCCUUUAGAUCUGUUAAGACCCAAAUCUUAUAAUGAGCUUCCCUGGUGGCUCAGUGGCAAAGGAUCCUCCUGCAAUGCAGGAGAAACAUGUUUGAUCUCUAGGUGGGGAAGAUUCCCUGGA